This is a messenger RNA of Hemicordylus capensis (graceful crag lizard), 1116 nucleotides long. Its product is annotated as formyl peptide receptor-related sequence 6-like. Gene Ontology annotation, cellular component: plasma membrane. The coding region runs from base 1 to 1116 and encodes 371 amino acids. The record is from RefSeq and is a predicted model, not a curated record. The transcript has a single exon. Gene Ontology annotation, biological process: inflammatory response; phospholipase C-activating G protein-coupled receptor signaling pathway; complement receptor mediated signaling pathway. Gene Ontology annotation, molecular function: complement receptor activity; N-formyl peptide receptor activity. NCBI's taxonomy places the organism in Eukaryota, Metazoa, Chordata, Lepidosauria, Squamata, Cordylidae.
AUGAACAAAGCAACUGCACCAGCUAUUUCUACCGAGGCCUAUUCGGAACACUCCACAACCCACUCAAGUGGAGCCCAUGAAGACUGCCUCACUGAGUCUUGGGAGAGGAUGGGCAUUGCCUGUAUUGUAAUGCACAGCCUGAUCUCUGUGUUUGGGGUCAUAGGUAAUGGGCUGGUCAUUUUCAUCACUGGUUUCCGAAUGAAGAAGACAUUCACAACUGUCUUCUUUCUCAACUUGGCCAUUGCUGACUUCAUUGUCACCUUCUUCCUGCCACUGACAGUUGCCUUUGUUGUCCAUUUCAUGUUUUACCAAAGAUUGGAUUUCUCAUUUGGCGAGGAAAUGUGCAAGUUCAUCAGCAUCAUGAAGUUCCUGAAGCUCUACUCCAGCAUUUUCUUCCUCAUGGUCAUCAGCAUAGGUCGUUAUAUUUGUGUGAGGUACCCUGUGUGGGCAAGGAAUCACCAGACACCCCGGCGGGCUCUUUGGGUGGCCUUGGGUGUUUGGAUCCUGUCUCUGGCCCUCUCUUGUGUAUACCUGAACUAUGAUAUUUCAGUGAUAUCCAAUACACAAGCUAUGAAUGAGAGCUACAGCUACCUGUAUACUCUAUCAGAUACUGUGUCAUUCUGCUUUGGCUAUUAUGGAAACAUGUAUAGCUCAUUUAAAUCAGAUUUGUAUUCCAUGUUUAUCAGCCACAUCAUCCUUUCCUUCAUCCUCCCUUUUAUUGUCAUGAUUUCUUGCUAUGGGGCAACCAUCUUGAGGCUGAGGAGGAGCCGGUUUGCUCAGUCAGGAAAGCCCUUCAAGGCCAUGACAGCUGUGACUGUGGCCUUCUUUGUGUGUUGGUUCCCAAUUAACUUGAUGCCUUUCAUAGAAUUUCCAUCACAAGAAAACUGUGAUCUACUCAAGUUCUUCUUGACUUGUUAUGACAUAAGUGACAUUUUGGCUUACUUCAACAGCUGUCUCAACCCCAUCCUCUAUGUCUUCAUUGGGCGCAAUUACAGGGAGAGUCUGAGAUGUUCUCUCUUCUCAGAGUUGGAGAACGCCUUCCAAGAGGAGAGCAGCCCUGGCAGAACAAAGACUAAGGACAGCUCCUCAGCAAUGACAGAAUCCCAGAACUUAUGA